Messenger RNA from Fonticula alba, 5262 nucleotides. RefSeq lists its product as hypothetical. The record is from RefSeq and is a predicted model, not a curated record. Lineage: Eukaryota; Rotosphaerida; Fonticulaceae. Gene Ontology annotation, molecular function: protein binding. The transcript has 6 exons. Bases 1 to 5262 code for a protein of 1753 amino acids.
AUGGGUAUCCACAACCUUGGCCUCUCGGCAGGCGGGCUCACCAUCGCCAGCUCGGGCCCCGGCACUACUGGAACCAAUCAAACCCUGUUGAAUCCCCUGCAGCAGGGGUCGCCGAUCAUCCAUGUGCCCUCCAGCACCGGCGCACUGGGCAUCUCCCAGCAGGGCACCCUGCCCCACCCGGGCCACCUGGACAUGUCCAGUCUCAUGUACGGCAAUGCCGGCGGCAAUGUCACCGCCCUCGGCAAUGGCCCUGGUCCUGGUGCCGGCCCCGGCGAUGCCCAGGCCCUGAUGGGUAUGUCUUCCUUGAACAUGGCCGGCGGCCUGCUUUCCACCGGGGCCGGCACCGGUCGGGCCUUGCUCCCGGCCGGAUCCCAGCCCGGCGGCCAUCUCCAGGUCCCCGACACCAUGGGCGACUUCGCCUCCAUGCAGACCCUCGGCAAUGGCGGCGGCCUCCUCCUCCCGCCCUCCUUCAUGCAGCAGGCCCAGCAGCAGCUCCAGCAGCAGCUCCAACAGCAUUCCCAGCAGCAGGUGCAGCAGCAACAGGCACAGCAGGUGCAGCAGCAGCAGCAGCAGCAGCAGCAGCAGCAGCAGCAGCAGCAACAACACCAAGCUCAGCAGCAGCAGCAGCAGCAGCAGCAGCAGCAGCAACAGCACCACCACCACCAGCAGCAGCAGAUCCAGCACCAGCCGCAGUCCUCGAACCAGCAAUUCUCCCUCGCCAACCAGCUGAGCAACUCGCUCGGCGGUGUUCCCCCCCAGCAGCAGGGCCAAAUCCUCGCCGGGGGCCACACCGGGUCGGAGCAGGCCGCCGGCGCCUCCUCCGGCGCUGGGGGUGUCCUCGUUGCCUCGGCCGGCCCGCUGGUGGACGCGGGCGGCACCUCCAGCAGCGGCUCGCUCCACUCCAUCGACGACCUUCUGGCCGUCAUCCGGUCUGAAUAUCUGCGCAUGACCAUGGAGCUGGCCAGCUCCAUCACCGACCGGGAACUCCUGAGCAAGCUCUUCCGCGAUCACCUGUCCGAGUGCACGGGCAAGACGCAGCAGCUCCAGAACCAGCUCCAGGUGCAAACACAGCAAGUGGCCCGGCUCCAGGAGCGUCUCCAGAGCGCGCAGUCCGAAUUGGAGAUGCUCCAUUCGGCCAUUUCCGCCGCCGGGAUCUCCCCCUCGUCGCUCUUCAACAAUCCAAUCGGCAUGUCGCCCAUGCACGGAGGCAAUGGGUCCGGAAAUGGUGGAGUCAAGUCGGUGGGGCUGUCAAGCUUUCCCUCCUCCCAAGGGAGUAUGGGCCCGACCGGCGGCUCGACCAGCGCCGCCUCACCGGUCUUUCAGUCGUCCGCCUCUCCGUCGCCACUGCCGGCCCAGCAGCAGCAGCAGCAGCAGCAGCAACAGCAGCAGCAGGGCACCUCCGGCAUGACAGCCAACAAUGGUGCGAUCCUCGGCAGCCCGGGCACUUCCAAGGACCCCUCUUGGCAGUUGCUCUCUUCGCUGGGCAACCUGUCGGAGAUCUUGCCCAAUUUGCCGGAGGAGCAGGUCCUCAAGCUCCAGAUGCUGCAGCUUCAGCAGCAGCAAGCUCAACAGCAGCAGCAGCAGCAACAACAGCAACAGCAGCAGCAGCAGGCCAUGCAGCAGCAACAGCAGCAGCAGGCCAUGCAGCUUCAGCUCCAGCAGCAGCAGCAGCAGCAGCAGGCUCAGCAACAGGCCAUGCAGCAACUCCAGCAGCAGCUCCAGCAGCAGCUCCAACAGCAAGCUCAGCAGCAGCAGCAGCAGCAGGCCAUGCAACAGCAGCAGCAGCAGCAGCAACAGCAGCAGCAUACCCAGCAGCGUCCUCAGGCGCCUGGCAUGCAGGUGGCUGGUGGCGCGGGCCCGGAGGACGGCGGUGCCGGUGAGUCCGCCAAGAGCAAGCGCCAGCGCACCUCCGAGCCGGUUAUCAAGUCCGAGGCUGCGCACUCUGCCGCCGGCUCCGGCACCCCUGCCCCUCAGCGGUCGGGAUCGCUGGAUCUGACGCCGAACCCGAAGAAACGGCCCCAUACCAUGCUGCCGAUCUCCACCCGGGGUGGCAGUUCACAGCCGAGUGUCUCCUCGCCCACCCCCUCCCCCUCGCCCGGGGAUAUUCUCUACAAGACGACCCUCGCGCACAUCAUGGAGCACGCGUCGGUGGUGUGCUGCGUCAAGUUCAGCCCCUGCGCGCGUUGGCUGGCCACCGGGUGCAACCACUCGGCCCAGCUGUAUGACUCGGCCACCGGGCAGCUGAAGUGCCGGUUCAUCAUCGAUUCGCCCAGUGCUGGCGGGACGCCCGGCCAUCACGCCGACAGCGGGGACAGCUCGCGCCAGGAUCUCUAUGUUCGCAGUGUCUGCUUCAGCCCGGAUGGUCGGCUGCUGGCCACCGGGUCCGAGGACAACCUGAUUCGCAUUUGGGACAUCGCCACGCAGAAGGUCCUCCAUGAGUUUGCCGGGCACACGGAGGACAUCUACUCGCUGUGCUUCAACCCGGAUGGCACUCUCCUCUGCUCGGGCAGCGGGGACAAGACCGUCCGGAUUUGGGACAUGCGCACGCGCAAGGCCAAGUUCAUCCUGAACCCGGUGAACCCGUCGAAGGAUGCCGACAUGGCCUCAGUGGCGGUCAGUCCCAAUGGCGCAUGGGUGGCCUCGGGCUCUCUCGACCACCAGGUGCGCAUCUGGUGCCUGGCCACUGGGCAGCUGCUGCAGACGCUGGCCGGCCACGGGGACUCCGUCUAUUCGGUGGCCUUCUCGCCGGACUGCCGCACCCUGGUCAGUGGCUCGCUGGACAAGACCCUCCGUCUGUGGCCGUUGGCCUUGCCCGAGGUUGCCCCGAGUGGCGGGGUGACUCCCGGCCCCAGCCCCGAGCCGAAGAUCAUGAGCGGCCACAAGGACUACGUCCUCUCGGUGGCUUUCUCCCCCUGCGGGCGGCUGAUCCUCUCCGGAUCCAAGGACCGGACCGUGCAGUUCUGGGACGUCGGCACCACCAAGCCGGUUGGCGCGCCACUCAAUGUCCACAAGAACUCGGUCAUCAGCGUGGACAUUACGGCUCGCCGGUCGGCCGGUGCCGCCAGCACCGGGGCCGCCGGCAUUCUGGACGACAUCAUCUUCGCCUCCGGCAGCGGGGACGCGCGGGCCCGCAUCUGGCAGCUCCAGGCUCGUCUGCCGGCGCCUUUGCCGCUGACCACCUCUGCCCCGGCCUCUUCGGUUCCGGCGGCGGCGGUGGCCGCGCCUUCCGCCGCUGGGGCGGCACCUGCCCCGGCGUCGGUCCUGGCCGGCAUCGCGUCCCUCAGUGCCGACCAGGCCGCCUCGUUGACUGCCUCGCUCCAGUCCCUACUCGGCCUGCCCGCCGGCGGGGAGAUCUCCAUCGCCGACACGCAGCUCCUGCUGGCGCAGCUGGAUUCCGAGGGGUUCCAGCAGCUGAUCGCGAAGCAUGCCUCGAAUGUGUCAGCCCAGCAGCAGCAGCAGCAGCAGCAGCAGCAGCAGCAGCAGCAGCAGCAGCAACGCAAGCUGGCGGCUACACCGGCGACCCUUUCCUUGCCAGCAGCCCAGCUGUCUGGCCGGUCGUCGUCCUCGUCGUCCUCGUCGUCCUCCUCCUCCUCCUCCUCCUCCUCCUCCUCCUCCUCAUCCUCAUCCUCAUCCUCCUCGUCCUCCUCGUCCUCCUCCUCUUCUGCGCCAGCCGGGAGCAGUCGACCCUCAGCUACGCCGGCUCGCCGGCCCUCUGGCGCUGCCUCCUCGGGGCCGGACAUCUCGGUACUGAUUGCUGCCUGCUCGUCGCAAGCGGCCGCCCUCAGCCCGGUGACUGCCAACCAGUCGGCAGCUUCCACCCCGGCCGUUGCUGCGUCUCCUGUCGGCGAUGUGGAGAUGGCCUCGACCGAGGCCACCAGCCCGACCGCAAGUGUCGCUGCCGUCACGGCGCCCGUCGCCGCCACUGCCGCUACUUCCACCUCCACCAGUGCGACGUGUGCUCUUCCGAUCCCCCCGGCCGUUGCUGCGUCUCCUGUCGGCGAUGUGGAGAUGGCCUCGACCGAGGCCACCAGCCCGACCGCAAGUGUCGCUGCCGUCACGGCGCCCGUCGCCGCCACUGCCGCUACUUCCACCUCCACCAGUGCCACGCCCACCUUGCUCAUGAUGAGUCAGCUUCUGCCGGCGACAGGCCCUGCCUCGCCAGGGACCGCGGCGUCGCCGCGCUCUACCUCCUCCCUCUCGCCGGCCCCGCCUGCACCAGGCAAGGCCCUCCCCACGGAGGCAGGCGCCGCAACCCCCGGGGGGCUGGCGCUCGCCAUGGCUGGCGCCCGCCCGACCGUCGCCGCUCCUUCAAAAUCCUCCUCGCCAGGGGCUGGGGCCUCCGCCACUCCGAUGCCGGAUGGCCUCCCAGCCCGCGUGUCCCCGGCUCCAGCGCCGCCAACCGCGGUCCCUGCCCAGGCCUCCCCCCCCUCAUCGCAAGUGGCCGCCAGCAAUGCCACCGCGGCUGCUGAGCCCUCGGUCUCCGCGGCCGAGGAGCUUGCUGUGGCGGCACUCCUCGGUGCUCCGCCCUCUUCGGCGGCUGCUCUGGCGGCCGUCGCUGCUACGGCACUCUCCUCCUCCUCUUCCUCUUCCCUCUCUUCGUCUGCCUCGCCCUCAGAUCGGAAGAGCACACGUCCCAGCAAUGCCACCGCGGCUGCUGAGCCCUCGGUCUCCGCGGCCGAGGAGCUUGCUGUGGCGGCACUCCUCGGUGCUCCGCCCUCUUCGGCGGCUGCUCUGGCGGCCGUCGCUGCUACGGCACUCUCCUCCUCCUCUUCCUCUUCCCUCUCUUCGUCUGCCUCGCCCUCGGCCCCGGUGUCGCCGACUGUGCCCGAUAUGCCGCCCGGAGCUGCUGCCGGGUCGUCCUCCUCCUCUUCCUCCGAGGCCGACACCGCGGUGGCCAGUAGCCCGGAGGCGGCCCUCGCACCGGCUCCCGCAUCCGAGCCCGCCACUUCGACGGCCUCCGAACCCGCGCGGCCAUCCGUCAGCCCGACUGCCGCUGCCGUCCUUCCGUCAUCUUCUUCCUCGUCCUUGUCUCCCCCGGCGGGGGCCUCGGCCCCGGCCGUCAGCCCCGGCGACGCCGCGCCCGCCCCCGCGGACGCCACCAUCCUCGCCACCAGCCACACACAACACCCCCCUCCUGUGGCGGUGACCGAGGCCGAGGUGUCGAAGGCCGCCGCCGCCCUUUCCCCCCCGGCGGCCGCCACCGCCGCCGCCACGGCCGAGCCUCCGGCCGGAGGACCAGCAAAGAAGGAGACAUCCGCCUAA